GCAAUCGUGACCAUAGUCAGUCGCAGGCAGAGGCCAGCAGCCAAAGCAACGAGCAACGAGAGGGCAACGCGCACUUUUUUUGAGCUUUCCGUUUUGCAGUUCGCAAAAGUUCGACUUGAGUCAAAUCUUUCCACAAUAAUAACAGAAAUAAUAACAAUAGCAGCAUCGACAAUAUGUGCGCGGUUUUUUAUUAUUGUUGUUUCUAAACAAUACUUUUAAUCAUUAGACAACGCGGUCCCUACUGAAAAAGCAGCAUUGAUAACGUCUAUGUGCAUGUGUUUUCUACUUACGCAUAUACAUACAUACACAUAUGCAUAUAAGAGAGUGCGCGCGCGUGUGUGUGUCUGAGCUCGUGUUUGUGUUGGUGCUUAUGUGUUAUGGAAUGCAUUUGAUUAGAUUUGUUUGACUUUGUUGUUAAACAAAUGCUUGAUUUCUGACUCUUAGUGUUUCAGUUUCUGUUGCUGUUUCCUCUUGUUCGAUUUCUGUGUCGGUUUCGCUGUUUCGACAAACAAAAGCUAAAGAGACGCGAGAACCGGUUAACUGUUUGCAAAGCUUGCAAAAAAAAAAAGAAAGAAAAACAACAAAACAACAUUGGUUUUGUUUUUUUUAAUGUAUUUUUUGGUGUGUGCACACUGCAAAUGCAAAAGCCCCAACAACAACAACAACGACAACAACAACAAUAAAAGCAGCGGAAACGAAUGAAAUUCGCAUAAGAAGAAAAUUAGCCAUUCAUAAUGCCAUAUGAAUACAUUCACUAAUUUAUUCAUAAACCGCGGUCAUGCAAAAUCCAGAAAAUUGAAAUAUUCGACGAAAAGCAAUAAAUAAAUGUUCUGCUGAUUAAGUGCAAAAAAUUGAAAUCAAAUGUGUCACAUUUAACGAAAAAUAUUAUAUAUAAAUUUAUAUACAUCAGCAAAAAAAAAGUGAUUAAAAGGCAAAAAUUGCAGUAAUUUGAGUGAAGUGCAAUAAAAAUACAACAGCAAAUAAAAGUAAUUCGUGCAACCUCGUAGAUACCAAUUGAAAUUGUGAAUAAUUUAUAAAAGGCAAUUGAUAUUGCAGUAGUACAGUGAAACAUGCCUACGAAGAAUUAAUUCAACGUCAUAAUGCAAAUUAAAAAUGGAAAACAAAAAGAUUAAUGAUUAACACUAAUAACAAAUAAAAGUAAAAGUACAAUACAAAGAGAUUGAAAAAAUAAAUACGAAGUGAGCUUAAAGCAAAUGCAAAUUGAACAAAAUGUGGCGCAUUCAGUUGAAAGCAAAAGCCAAAGAAGUGGCAACAACAACCCAGAAGUCAAGGCAAAGCAAUUAAAAAGAACGUUGCCAACAAGUAAAACAAAUAAAAGCAAAUAAACAAUUAAAGAAAAGUGCAUAAAAUACGAGUUCAAAAGCUCUACAAAAGCAGGGAAAAUGUCGGGCGUUCAGUUAAAGGACUCCGCGUUAAAGGCUAAAGAAAAAAGCAACGAGCCAGCGACAACAACAACAACAACAGCAGCAACAACAAUAGGAAAGAAAACUUUAACCUCGAGCGCGGCUUUGUCGCUGUUUGAUCAGCUGAAAAACGGCGUCAAUUUGAACAGUUUGACAGUUGGCGGCGCCACAGAAACAACAAAAGCAACAGCAGCAACAGCAGCAGCAGCAACAACUGGCGCUGCAACAACAGCAACAACUGCAACAUUGGCACCACCCGCUACACCACCGCCAAAUAUUGACUUAAAGCCACCGCCAAAGCCGCUCAAGGCAUCGACGGCAACGCGCACAUUUAACACGCCCAUUUUGCUGCCGCCCACAAGCAGCAUUGGCAUCGUGCACGGCACCAAACGAGGCAGGGACAACGGCAACAGCAACGACAGCGACAACUGUGCAGCGCCUGCAACAUUGUCGCAUUGUCGGACUGCAGCAGCGGCAGCUGCCAAAUUGGAUAUCAACGCAUUGCGAUCUCAGCUCUAUCAGGGCGCCAGAAAGACUGCAACAACAACAACAAAAACAACAACAACUGCAACAGCAGCAACAUCAACGAAGCGAACAACUGCAACAACAACAACAACAACAGCAGCAACUCGUGGAGAUCGAGGAGGAAUCAAAAAGAAACGCUGCCUGGAUCGUUACGAUUCAUCAGAGUCAUCAGACAGGCGACGUGCGUCGCAUGCUGGAAUAGCAGGCAGUAAGCUAGCAUUUCCAUCACCCGCGCGACAGGUGUAAGCGACAACGCGGCGUAUGCGUAAUGUGAAGACGACCCUGCCACUCAUUACAAAUGCGAGCGCACGCGCGCAGCUGCCCAAAAACGGAUUGCGGAUGGUCACUAGACUGCUGU
This is a messenger RNA of Drosophila nasuta, 2307 nucleotides long. RefSeq names its product mucin-19-like. The transcript is spliced from 3 exons. The coding region runs from base 1404 to 2195 and encodes 263 amino acids. Lineage: Eukaryota; Metazoa; Arthropoda; Insecta; Diptera; Drosophilidae. The record is from RefSeq and is a predicted model, not a curated record.